This is a messenger RNA of Wickerhamiella sorbophila, 540 nucleotides long. Its product is annotated as Protein TMA23. Lineage: Eukaryota; Fungi; Ascomycota; Dipodascomycetes; Dipodascales; Trichomonascaceae. The record is from RefSeq and is a predicted model, not a curated record. Gene Ontology annotation, molecular function: nucleic acid binding. The transcript has a single exon. Bases 1 to 540 code for a protein of 179 amino acids.
AUGGAUCCGGAAAAGUAUCUUCGGAGUCAGGGAUGGAAACCGGGCCAAGGGCUACGAGCUGAUUCAAUUAAGAAGCCGCUAUUGGUGAAACACAGAAAAGACAAUAAAGGCUUGGGACACAACCCGAUGGCCAAUGAAGGCUGGUGGGAAAGAGUGUUUGAUGGCCAUCUCAAGAGUCUUGAUGCUUUUUCAGACAAAAACGGUGUCUCAUUCAGUAAAGACGAAGAGAAGCUCCGGAAAGCAAUCUCACCGCUCUACACGAUGUUCCGUCACGGGGGAGUUCUCGAGGGUACUAUCGAGGUAUCAUUAAUAGAUGGACAAGUCGCUAAAAGUAAAAAGGGCUCGGACAAAAAGGGCACAGAAAAGACCAAGGACAAGCGGAAGAAAGAAAAGAAACAAAGAUCGGAGUCUAAAAAGGACCGAGAAAAGAGCAAGAAAGAGCGCAAGUCCGGUGACACCAAAGCACCUGCCAAAAAGAGCAAGAACAAAAAACGAAAAUCUAACGAAUUGGACGACUCUCCACGCAAACGGAAAGCAUAG